Molecule: messenger RNA, 10749 nt
Organism: Python bivittatus (Burmese python)
Lineage: Eukaryota; Metazoa; Chordata; Lepidosauria; Squamata; Pythonidae
Source: RefSeq, a predicted model, not a curated record
GUGAGAAACCCUGUCCUUCUCCUUAUCGAAACUUUGCCUAAAACAGCUAAAGAGAUGAUUGAAAACCUUAUUGAAGAAGCAGCAGUUAUCAGUGAGAACAUUUUAAAGUAUGCAAAUUACCAGAAUGUGCUUGACAGUUCCAUUACUGACAUGAAAUCGGUGUCUGUGGAAAAGCUGUCACACAGAAGUCAGGCUGGAGAUUCUCAGAGGGUGAAUGCUGAACUCUCGGAAAUUCAAAGUGAACUAGCAUUGCGCAAAUUAUUAUGGGAUUCUCAUGAAGAAUGGACAAAACUUGUAUUUAAGUGGAAACACACGAUCUUUUGGAAUCUUGAUGUAGAUAUAAUUCAAAGGGAUGUUAACAGAUUCAUGCAGAUAAUUCAUAUCCUUGAAAAAGGCUUGCCGGAAAAUACUAUUUUACCAGCUAUGAAAAGAUCAUUGAUGGAUUUUAAGGAAUCCUUGCCUAUAAUCAUAUCUUUAAGGAAUCCUAGUCUUCAACGAAGGCAUUGGGAAACAAUACAGAAUAUUGUUGGACAACCACUUUCUUGGGAUAAAAGACUUACUUUGGAGAAGAUUCUGGAACUCAAUGAGGGACCUAGUGAUCCUAAACAAGGCUGCCGGGCAGCAUUCUGCGGACGCGAUAAGGGCGGAGAAGUAGAGGCACUUCGCUGCUCUUAUUGCCACAAGAUGUUUCAGUAUGGAAAAGAUAUUAAUGAUAUAUCCAUAAGAGCUACCAGAGAAACAACUCUUGAAGAAAUGUUGAAAAAAAUCAUUGCUCUUUGGCAUAAAACUGAUUUUCAUUUAUGUCCCUAUCACACUGAAUCAUCGAGUACUUGUAUUAUUUCAUCUGUGGAAGACAUAAUUACUCUGUUAGAAGAAUCUCUGAUGACAAUGUCAACCAUUAAAAGUUCUUGUUUUGUUGAGCCAAUUAAGAAUCUUGUUUAUGCUUGGGAUCAUAAGAUAAACCUCAUUUCUUGUACUUUGGAGGAAUGGUUAACUUGUCAGAGGCACUGGAUAUAUCUUGAGCCAAUCUUUCAUGCUUCAGAAAUAAAAAGACAGCUUCCAGAAGAAGCCAGUCUCUUCUCUGUAGUUGAUAACAAAUGGAAAGAAAUCAUGAAAUUUGUAGGAGAGACUCCAAAUGCUCUUAAGGCAACUACAACUAGUGGAAUUUUUGAAAUACUGCAGAGCAACAAUGCAUCACUGGAAAAAAUACAGAAGGCUCUUGAGGAGUAUCUUGAAGUUAAACGUAUGAUUUUCCCAAGAUUUUAUUUUCUCAGCAAUGUGGAACUCCUUGACAUAGUAGCUGAAAGUAAAAAUCCUGAUGCUGUGCAGCCUCAUCUUAUGAAGUGUUUUUCAAAUAUGAAGAAAUUAUAUAUACGGACGCAACCGCAGAGACCUCCAGUGGUUUUAAUGUUUAGAUCUGCUGAAGGAGAGAUUCUUCUAGUACCAAAGGGUAUUCGUAUUAGAGGUCCUGUGGAACAAUGGCUUAGAAAUGUUGAGAGUACCAUGUACAAUAUGGUAAGAAAAAAAGUUUAUGGUGACACUGGAACUGUGAUGGUUAUGGAGAUGAAUCUACCUGGAUAUGAAAUUGAUGCCAUCUUGUUGGCUAAGAUUCCAAAAGAUUUGCAGCAAAUAUUAGAUAGUCACAUAAAGUUUACUCAGAAAUGUGAAGCAGCCCUAUCAAGUUCUAAUUCAAAAAAGGAGAUGAUAGAAGACCGGGAUGAUCUGAUCAACCUUCUAGAGCAACUUACAGAGAUAGCAUCAGAUGUUCUUUCCUAUCACAAACAAAGCACAUUAGAAGCUUUGGCUUCUUUGUACAUCCAUAACAGAGAUAUAUUAUCUAUACUGAUAGAUCAAGAGAUUAAUGACAUUAAAGAUUUUGAAUGGACAAGGCAAUUGCAUUACAAAUGGCAUGAACACAACCUGUGCACAGUUAUUCAAGGUUAUGCUUCCUUUGAAUAUGGUUAUGAAUACUUAGGCUGCUCUCCACGAUUGGUUAUCACUCCUCUUACUGAUCGAUGUUGGUUAUCCAUUACUGGAGCUCUACAAUUAAAUCUAGGAUGUUGUCUUGCUGGUCCAGCUGGUACAGGAAAAUCGGAGACUGUUAAAGAUCUGUCAAAAGCUUUGGGAAAAUUCUGUCUUUCAUACAAUUGUUCUGAAGGUUUGGAUGAUAAGAUGAUGGGAAAGUUGUUCUUUGGGCUUGUUCAGUCUGGAGUGUGGUGUUGUUUUGAUGAAUUCAAUCGGAUUGAUAUAGAAGUCCUCUCUGCAAUUGCUUCACAUCUUCAAGCAAUCAAAGCAGCUAAAGAUAGCUUCAGUGUCAGAUUUAUACUGGAAGGAAAAGAAAUCCGUCUGAAACAACAAUGUGCAAUUUUUAUUACCAUGAAUCCUGGAUACAAAGGACGUGUAGAACUUCCAGACAACUUAAAAUCAUUAUUUCGUCCUAUGUCAAUGGUGAUACCAGAUUAUGAACUCAUUACUGAAAUAAUGUUGUUUUCAGAAGGUUUCAAAUCAGCAAAAUUACUCUCAGGGAAGAUAGUAAAUCUUUACCAACUUUCUAGCAAAAGACUAUCACAGCAGGAUCACUAUGAUUUUGGUAUGAGAGCUAUCAAAACUGUGUUAAUAAGAGUUGGUCAAAAGCGUCAGGAGUUGAAAAUACAGUUUUCUGCAACGGAAGAAACACUAAUCACAAUUGGCAUACUGAAGGAAGUUAAUUUACCAAAGUUAAUUGCUGAGGAUGUUCCAAUAUUUGAAGAUAUUAUCACAGAUCUCUUUACAGGAAUGGAAGUUCCAAAAGUAAAUCCUAAACGAUUAGAGAGUGCAAUAUCUCUUGCAAUACAGCAUUUAUCUUUGCAGCCUUGGGAAAAUCAAAUAGAGAAGGUUAUACAACUAUACAACCAAAUUAUGGCUCGUGUUGGUGUGAUGCUUGUUGGCCCCACAGGUGGAGGAAAGACUACCAUUAGAACAAUUUUAGAAAAAGCCUUGAUAAUCCUUCCAUUAGUUGAUAUGGAAAGCAGUACAAAACUUGAUAUUUUUCAGAAUAUCUCAAAGAGAAGCAAAGUAGAUACUUUUGUUAUAAACCCAAAGUGUAUUACUGUUGGUGAACUCUUUGGACAGACAAAUCCUAGUACAAUGGAAUGGUCAGAUGGACUAUUAUCAUCAGCAGUUCGAGGGUUUGCCAAACUUGGAACUAAAAAAACUAAAAAAAAAGAUCCAAGCAUUGGUAUAAAUUCAGAUGGGCCGGACCUAUAUACACUGAAUACAGUGAAUGUAGCUGAUGCAGUUGUGACUGAUGAAACUGUACAAUCAGCAGAGAAUAUUCAACGUGAAAAUAUUCUUGACUGGCAGUGGAUUAUCCUGGAUGGCCCAGUAGAUCCAGUCUGGAUAGAAAACUUAAAUUCUGUUCUAGAUGACAGCAGAACAUUAUGCCUUGCUAACAGUGAAAGAAUUUAUCUAUCACCAGGCAUCAGAAUGAUAUUUGAAGUGGACAGUGUCUCUCAAGCCAGCCCAGCCACAAUUAGUAGAUGUGCCAUGGUUUACGUGGAUCCCACUGAUCUGGGAUGGGAGCCUUAUGUCAAGACAUGGCUGGAAACCAUUUCUGAAAUAAUACCAGAAAAUAGUAUUGAAUAUCUUGAAAGUUUGUUUCACUCAAGUAUAAAGCUAGGGUUAGCUUUUCUAAAUAAACAUAAGAAAAUGCAAGCAUUUCCUGUACAUCAGAUGGGAAUAGUUGUGAACAUUUGCAGAAUUAUUGGUUCAUUUAUUCAUGUAAUGAACCUAGGUCAAGGAUUACAAUGCAGUAAGAAAAGACGACAAAGUAGCACAGUGAGUUUCUCAAACACCAUGAGUGAUUCUCCACAAUUUUUAAAUGAAUUCAGUUCAUUCAGUGGAAGGGUCCCAUCAAUAAUGAAGAAAAGGGGUGAUGCAACAUGGUUUUGGGAAAAGGAGCCUAAUAAAGUGUUCAUAUUAUUAGGGAAAAUUUUCAUAUUUGCAUUUACUUGGGCUAUUGGAGGAAUUUUAAAACGAGAGGAAGAACAUGAAGGUGAAACUCUCAUUGGUAUAAACACUAGCCAAGAUGAACUUGCACGUGUAACACGUGACUUCAAUUACCUUGUUCGUGAUUUAUUUGAAAGAAAACCACCUGCUAAUAUUCAGUUUCCAUCUGGAGAUAAAACAGUUUUUGAUUAUUUUGUGGAUUUACAAACAGGUGAAUUUGAGCCAUGGGGACAUUUAGUUCCUAGCACACAAUUUCUUAUUCAGAAGGAGACAUCAGAUAUUUCAGAUUCUGAUAAUAACUUGUCAGAAAACCAAGAAAAGAAAACAGAGCCCUCUGCAUUUAUUCCCAAUAUUGAUACAAUUCGUCACAGCUUCCUAGCAAGUCUUCUUUUAUUGACAAAGCACCCAGUACUGAUUAUAGUUUCAGCUCUCAGCCUAAUAAGAGAAGACGGUGAUCUAGAAGAACCAUCUUCAGAAAGUACAAAAAGUCCUAUCAUUUGUAAAUUACAACUAGGUGCUCAUACAACUGCAGCCCAAACAAAGGCUUUGAUCAUCCAGAAAUUAAUACUGAAAAGUAAAGAUACCAUGGGUGCUCCACAAUCUAAACAAGCAGUAUUGUUUAUUGAUGAUCUGAACAUGCCAAUUGCAGAAGAGUAUGGAUCUAAGCCACCAUUAGAGCUCAUCCGUCAGUUUGUGGAGCUGAGAGGAUUUUAUGACAUUAAACAGCUUGAAUGGAAGCAAGUUCAGGAUGUUGCUUUGGUUGCAUGCUGUACACCUCUAAGUGUAGGAAGUAAUGAAAUUAGUGCUCGUCUUCUGUCCAAUUUUUGCAUCUUAGUUUUGCCUGCAACUUCCUUACAGUCUUUGCAACGUAUUUUCCAGGUACGUCUGGGCACAUACUUUUACAUCAACAGAUUCUUGGUUGAAGUUCAGAAGUGUACGGAUAAUUUAACAUGUUGCUCUAUUGCACUGUACUAUAGAAUGCUUCAUAAAAUGCUUCCAACACCUGCUAAGCGCCAUUACACAUUUAACCUACGAGAUCUUUUUAAGGUACUUGAAGGACUACUUCAAGCCCAUAAGUCAAUCAUUGUUUCAAAAGAAACAACAGCAUUGUUCUUUAUACAUGAAUCUACUCGAGUUUUUCAUGACCGUCUGGUUGAUCACACAGAAAAAGAGACAUUUUAUCAGUUUCUUUCAGAUGAGCUGAACAAUUAUUUUAAAAUUGGAUUGGAAGGCAAUGGAAAAGCAACCUGUGCAUCCUUAGCCUGUUAUGUAUCUGAAUGCAGUAUCUAUAGGUUAUCUACUACCUACAGUUACAGCUAUGCAAAUUUUCAACAGGAUAUUAAAAAUGUCUAUAAACAAGCAGGAGCAGAAGGCAAGAGGACUGUUCUUCUCAUUACAAACUCAGACAUAAUUCAAGAGUCAUUUUUGGAAGACCUAAGUUGUAUUCUGAAAUCAGGACAAGUCCCCAGCCUAUUUGAAAAGGAUGAGUUGGAUAACAUUGUUGAAUCACUUACAUCAGUUGCUGAAAUGGCUAAUCAUUCCAACAAAAUAGAUGAUAUCUAUUCUUUCUUCUUACAGAGAGUACGCCACAAUCUUCAUAUAGUUUUGACAAUAAGUCCUACAGGAGUGGUUUUCCAUCAACAUUGUCGGACAUAUCCUGCCAUUUUGAACUGCUGUACAGUAGACUGGUAUGAAAAUUGGCCUGAAGAGGCCCUUUGCCAUGUAGCAAAAAGUUACUUUAGCCAGAAUGAGACAUUUCGGAAUGAGAAUUUAAGAAAUGUUCUUAUCCACAUGACUGUUAAUAUUCACAAGAAUGUAUCUAUGAUAAUUGAGAAGUACUUGAAGGAAACUAAAAGGCACUAUUACAUCACUCCCAAAAGUUACUUGCAAUUUAUAAAUACUUUUUCUACAAUAUUGCAGACCACAAAAGAGAAAAUUCUGAGUGAGAGAGCAUGCUAUCAUUCUGGUCUGACAAAAAUCUUGGAUGCAACUUCACAGAUUACAGAUAUGCAAAAUGAGUUACUUGUCCUUGGACCUCAAAUAGAGUCAAAAUCAAAGGAAAUAGAAGAACUUGUAGCUAAACUUCACAAAGAUACUUUAAUAGUAGAGCAAGUUCGAACUAUUGUUAAACAAGAUGAAGAAACUAUGGCUGUCGAAACUAAAAUUGUGGAAGCAUAUGCUAAGCAAGCAACAGAAGAACUCAAUGCUGUAUUACCAUCUUUGGAGAAAGCCCUGAGUGCUCUUGAUGCACUUGACAAAAAUCACAUUGCAGAAAUUAGAGUAUAUACUCAUCCGCCUCCACUUGUAUUAACUGUUAUGAAUGCAGUUUGUGUUCUUCUUCAAAAGAAACCAAACUGGACAACGGCAAAAUUACUACUUGCAGAUCCAGGAUUCCUUAAAAAAUUGAUUACUCUUGACAUAGAUAAUUUACCAGAAAAGGUUUUUCUGCAGUUGAAAAAAUAUGUGAGGUCGCCUGAUUUCAGUCCAGUGAAAGUGGGACUUGUGUCUAUUGCCUGUUGCUCUAUAUGUCAGUGGAUUUUAGCUUUGGAUCACUAUCACAUUGUUAAAAAGUUUGUAGAUCCAAAACAAGCAAAGGUAGCAGAAGCAGAGGAAUUAUUGAAUCGUGCACUUAAUAAAUUAGCUGAAAAACAAAGAACUUUAGCCCUGAUUGAACUACAUCAACAAAAUUUAGAAGCAUUGUAUGAUGAAAGUAUUGCUGAACAGGAAAAACUAGCAGCUCGAAAAAAUCAGACGACUCGCCGUUUACACAGUGCAUCUAUAUUAAGCAUAGCUCUUAAGGAUGAAAUGGAACGCUGGAAAGAAUCUGUUAAUAACCUUGAUCAAAGAUUGCAAGGAAUUGUAGGUGAUACCCUUAUAUCAGCAGCUAGUAUUGUCUAUAGUGGAAUGUUAUCAGCGGGGUAUCGUCAGCAGCUAGUCAAUGACAGUUUGAAACUCUGCAAUGAGAACAAUAUUCUAGUGUCUCCAAAUUACUCAUUGGUAAACUGCAUGACAGACAAGAAUGAGGUCCGCAGAUGGCAAAAUGCAGGUUUGCCACUUGAUCAAUACUCCACAGAAAAUGCAAUACUUAUUAAACAUGGACGACGGUGGCCUUUAUUAAUUGAUCCCGAAAGGCAGGCUUACAAAUGGAUAUGUCAAAUGGAAGGUGGCAAACUACGACAAAUCCACAUUACAGAUGUCAAUUAUUUAAAAAUACUUGAAUAUUCUCUGCAGUUUGGUGAAUCAGUCCUAUUGCAGGAUUUUCCUGAAACAUUGGAUUCAAAUUUAAAACCAAUCUUAAAGAAGGAGGUCUACAAAAAAGGAGGGCAAGAAUUCAUUAGAAUAGGAGGUUCUGAAAUUCAGUACAAUUCAGACUUUCGAUUAUACCUGACAACACAGAAAGCCAAUCCUAAUUUUCUGCCAGCAACAUGCAAUAUUGUUACAGUGAUAAACUUCAUUUUAACAUUCCAUGGUUUACAAGAUCAGCUUUUAUCUGCUGUUGUAAAUAAGAAAAAACCUGAGCUUGAAAAACAGCAUUGUGAGUUGAUGGAAAGCAUAUCAAUUGAUCUGGCAGCACUACGUGAAUAUGAACAAAAAUCACUUAAACUUUUACAAAAAACUAAUGGGCACCUUUUAGAUGACCAAGACCUCAUUGACAAUUUGCAGCAAACAAAAAUUACCUCCUCAGAGAUUUUUCAGCGUGUUGCAGAUUCAGCAGCAACAGAAGUCACCAUAGAAGGAUUGCGUAAAGCCUAUCUUCCUAUAGCAACUCGUGGUGCUGUGCUCUACUUUGUAAUAUCAGAUCUUGUACACAUCAACCAUGUGUAUCAGUUUUCACUGAAUUGGUUUCAUAAGAUCUUUGUAGACUCCACCGAUGAUGUAAAGAAAAGUGACAUUUCUCUCAGUGAUUCUAUUUCUAGAACUAAAAUAAGUCGAUUUAGGAAGCAAAAUGGAGAAACAUCAUCCGAAAAUGAGAACGAUAUAGACCACUUCAAAAUAUAUAUUAAUGAUAUGAUGGAGACACUAACACAUCAUGUCUACGAGACAGUUUCUUCAGCUCUGUUCAGUAAACAUAAGCUAUGCUUUGCUUUUCUACUGUGCACAGCAAUCAUGAAAAAUAAUUGUGGUGAAAAUUUAUUUACUGAUAAGCUUGGAUUUAUAUCAGAGAACCAGUGGAAAUUCUUUCUGCACUCUAGCAUGAUAGCAAAUAUCAGCCAAUCAUCAAUAUCUGACUAUACUGGUUUGGGUGUAUUUAAGAAAACUCCUCCACUCCCCUGGAUAAGUGAAAUGAUGUGGAAAGAAUGCCAGUACAUGAGUACUUACAUGUCAGCAUUCAGCCUAUUGUGCAAUUCUCUGUCAACAUAUUCUCAACAGUGGAGAACUUUUCUGGAUAGUGAGAAUGUAUAUAAUUUGAUUAGUACAAGUUAUAGACCAUUAUCAGCAAAGCAAGACUCACAACCACAAGUAGCAAGAGAAAGUGAAGAUAAGGAGAGUACACCUUUAAUUUUUCCUUGGGAAAAGCUUUCUCCAUUUGAAAGACUUACCUUGAUAAAAGUUCUCCGUUCAGAAAUGUUAAACAGUGCUGUACAAGGCUUUAUAUCUGAGAAAUUAGGGGCUAGGUAUCUUCAGACUGGAGGAAUUAAUUUAAAAAGAAUAUAUGAAGAAUCUGAUUCUACAACUCCACUAAUUCUCAUCCAUACCCAUGGGAUAGACAUUGCAGCAGUUGUCCUACGCUUUGCCCAGGAAAUAAAAAGUAGUACAAAACAUGUGACAAUGAUAUCUCUGGGACGUGGCCAAGGCAGCAAAGCUGAAGAAUUGAUAUAUAAAGCACAAAUACUGAGUGAACAGUGGGCGUUCCUUCAGAAUUGUCAUCUUGCAGCUUCCUUUAUGCCCAGAUUGUGCAAAAUUGUUGAUUCCUUUAUGCUACCUGACAUAAAUAUAAACCCAGGGUUUAGACUAUGGUUAAGUUCAACACCAGAUACUUCUUUACCCAUACCUAUCUUGAGAAGAGGGCUAAAGAUAGUAAUAGAGACUCCACAAGGCCUAAAAGGAACACUGCUUCAAACUUUUGGAUUAGGUGACACUGGUAUAGUAACAGAAGCUAUAUUUAAUAAGACCAACUGUGGGCCAUCAUGGAAAACACUGUUAUUUAGCCUAUGUUUCUUCAAUGCUGUCAUUCAUGAAAGAAAGAAAUAUGGAGUUUUGGGCUGGAACAUUCCAUAUGAAUUUAACUCUUCAGAUCUAGAGAUUUCUAUCAAAAUACUGGAGAUGCUUCUUGAGAAGCACCAAAAGAUUCCUUGGACAGCAUUGCAUUAUUUGACUGGAGAAGUAACAUAUGGAGGCCAUGUAACUGAUAAUUGGGAUCAUCGAUGUUUGCUUACUAUUUUGGAUAAUUUUUAUAAUCCUUCUGUAUUGCAAGAACAUUUUGUUUAUACUGCUGAUGAGGUGUAUGGACCGAUAUCUGAAUUAGAUAGUUUAAAAGACUGCAGAGCCUAUCUACGAUCUCUUCCAGAAAUGGAUUCACCAGAACCUUUUGGAAUGCAUCAUUGUGCUGAAAGAGUAUAUUUAAAAGCUCAGGCACAAUUAUUUAUUGAUUCAAUUGUCAGUACCCAGCCAGCAUACUGCACAGACACUAUCAGUGGUAGAAAGAGUCAGGAUGAAAUAGUACUGGAAAUAGCAUCCGAUAUUCUAAUAACACUACCAUUGACUGUAGAGACUAUGGAAGAGGCAUCUGCAAAUACAUAUGAGUCUAGAGAAAAGGUGACACUUAGAAGCUUCAUGUCUGGACCAGUUUGGGCUGCACUUGUGAAAGCUACAGAAGGUUUUUAUUCUUUUACCAGUUCACCUUUGCUAGCUGUCUUGCGCCAGGAGAUUGACCAAUGUAAUAAUUUACUGUAUAUAAUAAUUAAGUCAUUACAUGAACUUCAACAAGGACUCAAAGGAGAGAUUAUCUUCACUUCAAGAUUAGAAGAGCUUUAUAAUUCAAUAUUGAAAGGGAAAGUAGCUGAUCUGUGGGAGAAACAUUCUUUUAAGACAAAUAAAUCUUUAGGAUCCUGGAUUGAUGAUCUCAUUAUACAAGUGAAUUUCUUUGCUGUGUGGGCUGAUCGAAUUAUCACCUUUAUGCAAUCAAGGUUUAAUGAUUUAAUGAUACUUCAGAGGCAAAGCAAAAUACCAUUUCAGAUUGGUGAAAAUCCUGACUUUCAUGACAGUUAUCAGGGACAUCCUAGUUUCUUUUGGCUUCCAGGUUUCUUUUUUCCACAUGGAUUUCUUAUUGCUGUGUGUCAGAAUUAUGCUCGGCUGAAUAAAAUACCAGUGGAUUCGCUUACUUUUACCCAUGAAGUGCUUCCAUUAAUUCAAGAUAAAGAUUUAAGCUGCAGUAGAAAGGAAAGCGUAUUAAACAAAGCUUUUAUGGAAAGUUCUUGGUGUGGACCUGGAAUUAAAGUGUAUGGCUUAUACAUAGAUGGAGCAUGCUGGAAUCCCAGUACACAGGCUUUGGAUGAAACUGAACUUCACAGAAGAUUUUAUCCAUUACCAGACAUCCAAUUUUUACCACAAAAGAUUACCUUUUGCCCAAGUCACUCUUAUGAAGAAGAACGCCUGCUCUUAUAUGAAUGUCCAUUAUACAAGACAUCUCAAAGAUCAGGAAUGCUGUCGUCUACGGGUGCAUCUACAAAUUUUAUAACUGUAGUUAAUCUGCCAAGUCUGGUAACUCCCAGCCACUGGAUAUUGAGAGGAGUUGCACUGUUAUGCCAAAUGGAUGAUUAA